Molecule: messenger RNA, 252 nt
Organism: Hirsutella rhossiliensis
Lineage: Eukaryota; Fungi; Ascomycota; Sordariomycetes; Hypocreales; Ophiocordycipitaceae
Product: centromere DNA-binding protein complex CBF3 subunit
Exons: 2
Coding region: 1-252 (83 amino acids)
Molecular function (GO): DNA binding
Source: RefSeq, a predicted model, not a curated record
AUGGCCGCCGGCGCCUUCUUGGAACUCCUGGAGUGGCUUCGAGAGGUGCUCCUGCAGGACGCUGUCUUCCUUCGCGAGUCCUACCCCGACCAUCCUAUCUUUCAGGAUCCGGUCUUCUCUUGCCCUGAGUUUGAAGCGUUCGCCAGCAAAGUUCAAGACACAUGCACACGGGACCACGAAGACAGCCAUACCACGGUCAUUCAAAAAGCGAUCCCGGUGGUUGCGGAGAAGCUGCGCACACCGGACCUGUGA